AUGUGUCUUUGCGAUUUUUGUACUUAUACUUUGAACUUGACUCAUUGUAUUGCAAUGCCUGAACCAGCGAAGUCCGCCCCGAAGAAGGGAUCCAAGAAGGCCGUCACGAAGGCCGCCGGUAAGGGAGGAAAGAAGCGCAGAAAGUCCAGGAAGGAGAGUUACGCUAUCUACGUGUACAAAGUCCUAAAGCAGGUCCAUCCUGACACCGGGAUCUCCUCCAAGGCGAUGGGCAUCAUGAACUCCUUCGUCAACGACAUCUUCGAGCGCAUCGCCGGUGAGUCGUCUCGUCUCGCUCACUACAACAAGCGCUCCACCAUCACAUCGAGAGAGAUCCAGACCGCCGUGCGUCUGCUGCUGCCCGGUGAACUGGCCAAACACGCCGUGUCUGAGGGCACAAAGGCCGUCACCAAGUACACCAGCUCCAAGUAAAGUGAAGCUCCAGCUGCACCCAAAGGCUCUUUUAAGAGCCACCCAUGUUAUCACUUAAAGAGAAUGUUUGUGUUUUCAUAACAUUUGUUUUUAUUCUUUAUACAGAUUAGGUUUUAGUCCGAAUUAAUUGUAUGACAAAUGUAUCAUUUUGCAUCAAUG
Xyrauchen texanus (razorback sucker) is the source of this 588-nucleotide messenger RNA. RefSeq names its product histone H2B-like. The transcript has a single exon. Gene Ontology annotation, cellular component: nucleosome. Gene Ontology annotation, molecular function: protein heterodimerization activity; structural constituent of chromatin; DNA binding. NCBI's taxonomy places the organism in Eukaryota, Metazoa, Chordata, Actinopteri, Cypriniformes, Catostomidae. The record is from RefSeq and is a predicted model, not a curated record. The coding region runs from base 1 to 429 and encodes 142 amino acids.